Pungitius pungitius (ninespine stickleback) is the source of this 2549-nucleotide messenger RNA. RefSeq lists its product as uncharacterized. The transcript has 7 exons. The record is from RefSeq and is a predicted model, not a curated record. Gene Ontology annotation, biological process: regulation of Rho protein signal transduction. NCBI's taxonomy places the organism in Eukaryota, Metazoa, Chordata, Actinopteri, Perciformes, Gasterosteidae. Bases 1067 to 2410 code for a protein of 447 amino acids.
UUGAUCUAUGGUACGUCAGCAAAUGGACCACGUGAUCAAAUGGAACCACGUGAUGUCAGUUGUGUUGGUGUAUCUCUGGCGAAUCCCACAGGACAGUGAUGGUGUCUGAAGGGUUCUUUGAGAGUGACGUUGGACGCUAUUGUUCCUCUGGAAAGAAGAAGGGCAACAAGAAGGAAGUUCGCUCCUUGGUUUAACCCUCAAAGCCAGAACUUAAAGCAAACUGUGCAGAAACUUGAACGGUUAUGGCGUUCCACCAAAUCAGAAGGAUCUAGGCUAGUUUGGCAAGACAGCGUUAAAACAUAUAAGAAGGCUCUACGUAACGCAAGAGCAUCUUAUUACUCCUCAUUAAUAAAGAAAAAUAAAAACAAGUCCCGGUUUCUCUUCAGCACUGUAGCCAGACUGACAGAGAGUCACAGCGCUGUCGAGCCGUGUAUUCCUGUGGACCUCAGUAGUAACGGCUUUAUGAACUUCUUCAAUAAUAAUCUUCAGACUAUCAAAGAGAAAAUCGAUGUCUCCUGCCCCCAACCAGAGCCGACCUGUCCUCAGAUGUAGGAACCUUGGAUGCAGCAGUGGGCCCUGAUACUUGAAUGGCUUCUCUUCCAUCAACCUUGAUCAACUGACUUCUACAAUUUCAAAAUCUUAACUCUUCUCCUCUCUUGUGUCUUUGAUCCGUUUCCGACUAAGAUGCUUAAGGAAGUUUUUCCUUUAAUUAGCUCAUCUUUACUGGAUAUUAUGAAUCUUCUUCUUCUUUGCUGACACGACAUGUACCACAGUCCUUCAAUGUGGCUGUAAUUAAACCUCUUAAGAAGAUAUCUUGAAGAAUCUAAAUAAUUAGUUCAUUUUCUUUGACGUCGGCAGUAGCGUCCCUUAUUUCUCUGUACUUUAAGUGGUAACCCUAAGCCCCGCUAUGCUAAGCUAGCUGCUAGGCUACUUUCAUCUCAACAUCUAGCCUGCACGGCACAGUCUGUAGAGGACCACCACUGGUUCCCUGAAAAACAAUUGCUUAGAAAACGUCCUGCAGACUUGUGAUGCGCUGAUUGGCCAUUACAGCGUGCGCUACAAAACAAUGACGCGGUAUAGGACAUUUCUUUAUCACUUCAUUGACAUUGCAGUAGUGAACAGCCAUCUGCUCCACAUGGAGCUGUUCAUGCUGAGGCAAGACCCGACCCAGGCUAAGCCUAAGACCAACAAGGCCCUCAGGGAGCAGGCUGCCGUGACCGUCCAGGACAGCUGCUAUGAAGUCCAGAGGUUCCUCCUCCUGGAGGGAGAAAGACCUCAGCUCCAUCUGGAGCAGGAUAAGCAGAGGAGUGUCGAUAAGAAGAAAUUGGAAGUAGAGAAGAGGGGUUUAGAGAGGAAGAAGGAGGAGGUGGAUGAGGUCCAGAAGCUCCACGUGAAGCUCAAACAGGUGCAGCAACGUUGGGACAAAGAGUGUCUGGCCAGAGACAAACGACAGUGCCAGCAGGAGAGUGUGCUGGAGCAGCGGGAGCAGCGGUGCCUCCUAGAGGCCGAGCGGCUGCGCUGCGAGCGUGAGGAGCUCGAGGCUCAGCUGCUGGAGUACCAGCAGAGCCUGGAGCGACUGAGGGAGGGCCAGAGGAGCGUGGAGAAGGAGAAGAUCGAAGCCCAGCAGAGGCUGCUGCAGCACUGGAGACACCACCGGCAGAGCAGCCUGCCCGUGACUAUACCGCUGGAUGGGUACAAGGUGUCCGGCCACAGCCGCUCGGGCAGCCUGGACGGCAACCUUUCUGUGUACGAGAACCAGGCCUCCAUGCUCGCAUCCCUCCAGCAGAGUCACCCCCCCCCCCGCCGCCGCCCCGCUGACGACAACCAGCAGCAGCAUCUGCUCUCUGCCGUGUCAGGACAGAACUGCGGCGCCAACCUGGGCCUGAGCGCCAGCCUGUACAACAGCCUCAACACCCUGCUGAGCCAGGCGCACAGCAAGCCGCCUCCGGAUGGUCGCACGUGCCCCCGGCCUCGGAACGACCUCCCCCGGGCCCUCAGCGGCAGGAUCAGCACCCAGCAGCAAGGGACCAACAGCGCCUGCUUCAAAGCCUCCACCAUCAUCACUGUUCCCAAGAAGCCCAGGAUCACAGGACUGAAUGACUACAGGCCCGUCGCACUGACCUCUGUAGUCAUGAAGUCCUUUGAACGGCUAGUCCUGUCCCACCGUAAGUUCCUCACCGACCCCCCUCCUGGACCCCCUGCAGUUCGCCUACAGAGCCAACAGGUCUGUAGACGAUGCUGUCAACAUGGCCCUCCACUUCAUCCUCCAGCAUCUGGACUCCCCAGGAACCUACGCCAGGAUCCUGUUUGUGGACUUCAGCUCUGCCUUCAACACCAUCAUCCCGUCUCUACUGCAGGAAAAACUCUCCCAGCUGCACGUGCCCGACUCCACCUGCAAGUGGAUCACUGACUUCCUGUCCGGCAGGAAGCAGCACGUGAAGCUGGGGAAACACGUCUCUGCCUCUCGGUCCAUCAGCACCGGUUCCCCCCAAGGCUGCGUUCUUUCCCCUCUGCUCUUCUCCCUGUACACCAACAACUGCACCUCCAGU